Spinacia oleracea (spinach) is the source of this 2952-nucleotide messenger RNA. Its product is annotated as DNA topoisomerase 3-beta. Gene Ontology annotation, cellular component: nucleus. Gene Ontology annotation, biological process: DNA topological change; DNA repair; DNA recombination. The record is from RefSeq and is a predicted model, not a curated record. The transcript has 15 exons. Gene Ontology annotation, molecular function: DNA binding; DNA topoisomerase type I (single strand cut, ATP-independent) activity. Bases 173 to 2758 code for a protein of 861 amino acids. Lineage: Eukaryota; Viridiplantae; Streptophyta; Magnoliopsida; Caryophyllales; Amaranthaceae.
AUACUUCAUCACCACACCCCAUCCAGUGGCCAACCCCGCGAAAUAAAAAACUCAAUGAACCCCUAGAAACUCGUUUUUUCAUCUCAAUAUCAAAAAACCCCUCUUUCACUCUCUUCAAUUCCAGUAAAAUUGAAGAAAUUUGCGAAUUCGAUACUCUAAUUUCGCCAUUUCCAUGGCUCCGAGAGUUCUCAUGGUUGCGGAGAAGCCGAGCAUCGCUCUCUCCAUCGCAACGGUUCUCUCUAAUGGUCAAAUGUCUACCAGGAGGGGAAGUACCGAGGUGCAUGAAUUUGAUGCGAUGUUUUUGGGUCUUCACAGUCAUUUUACAGUUACUUCAGUGAUUGGGCAUGUUUUUAGUGUAGAUUUCACUGCAGCAUUUCAAGAUUGGAACACAACAGAUCCUCUGGAUCUUUUCCAAGCGCCCACUCUUAAAUCAGAGUCUAAUCCAAAGGCUCAUAUCCGGAGACAUUUGAGUCAAGAAGCUCGUGGUUGUAGCCAUCUUGUAUUGUGGCUGGACUGUGACCGAGAAGGGGAGAAUAUUUGUUUUGAAGUUAUUGAGUGCACUGGAUUUCAUUUCAAAGAAGGGGAAGCAAGAGUUUAUCGUGCUCGGUUUUCCUCUGUUACCGAGAAAGACAUUGCAAAGGCAAUGGAAAAUCUCGUUGAGCCAAACAGAAAUGAGGCCUUGGCUGUGGAUGCGCGCCAGGAGAUAGACUUGAAAGUUGGAGUUGCCUUUACCCGCUUCCAGACUAGCUACUUUCAGGGAAAAUAUGGAAACUUGGACUCUCGAGUUAUCUCUUAUGGGCCAUGUCAAACUCCAACUCUUGGAUUUUGUGUACAACGCUAUUUGAAUAUCAACACUUUCAGGCCGCAGAAGUUCUGGGCUGUGCAUCCCUACAUCUCUCACAAGGGCUAUGAACUCAAAUUGGAGUGGGAUCGCGAAAAGUUGUUUGACUUAGAUGUCUCCUUGAUGUUUCAAAAAUUGGUUAUGGAAGACGGCAAGGUUGAAAUAAUCAAUGUAUUUAAGAAGCAGGAGCACAAGAGUAAACCCUCUGGUUUGAACACAGUCAAUCUUCUUAAGAUUGCUUCAAGUUCAUUGGGCUUUGGGCCACAGAUGGCUAUGCAGAUAGCAGAAAGGUUGUAUAUUCAAGGGUUUAUCAGUUAUCCUCGCACAGAAAGUACUGCUUAUCCGUCUUCGUUUGACUUCCGAGGUGCACUUGUGGCACAAAAGAAUAAUCCCUUAUGGGGAGGUUAUGUACAGACCCUACUGGUUGAUGGUUACCAUAAACCUCGUUCAGGAACUGAUGUAGGCGAUCAUCCACCCAUUACCCCAAUGCGAUCAGCUACUGAAGAGAUGCUUGGUCAUGAUGCUUGGAGAUUGUAUCAGUAUAUUUGUCAGCACUUUAUUGGCACUGUGUCUCCAGACUGCAAAUAUAUGAGGACAAAGGUUGAAUUUUCAAGUGGUGGAGAAUCAUUUGGUUUUACAGGACAGUAUGUCACUGCCGAAGGAUUCACCUCCAUUAUGCCUUGGUUGGCUAUAAGCGAGAAAAAGCUUCCUGAAUUUGCAAAGGGUGAAAGAAUUAAGAUAUCAAAAGUUGAACUAUAUGAGGGGAACACUACGCCUCCUGAUUACCUUACUGAAAGUGAGAUCAUUUCCCUCAUGGAAAAGCAUGGAAUAGGCACAGAUGCAUCCAUUCCUGUACACAUCAACAACAUAUGUGAGCGCAAUUAUGUACAGGUACAAAGUGGACGGAGGUUGGUUCCUACUGCUUUGGGCAUCACUCUUGUCCGAGGUUACCAAUGCACUGAUCCAGAUCUUUGCCUGCCAGACAUUCGGAGUUUUAUUGAACAUCAGAUUACUCUAGUUGCCAAGGGUCAAGCGGAUCAUUCACUUGUUGUGAAACAUGUUCUUGAACAGUUUAAGCAGAAGUAUGUAUAUUUUGUCAAGCAGAUUGAACACAUGGAUGCACUAUUUGAAGCCCAAUUUUCUCCUCUAUCAGAAUCCGGCCGUGCGUUGAGUAAAUGUGGAAAGUGUGCAAGGUAUAUGAAGUACAUUUCUCAACAACCACAACGCCUCUAUUGCGGUUCUUGUGAGGAUGUGUACUAUCUUCCUCAAAAAGGCUCAAUUAAGCUGUACAAGGAAAUUGUUUGCCCUUUGGACAAUUUUGAACUGUUGCUCUUCUCCAUGCCUGGUCCAGAAGGCAAAUCAUUUCCCCUAUGCCCUUACUGCUACAACAAUCCUCCAUUCGAAGGUGUAGACAAACUCUUUGGUGCACCCAAAACUGGUCCCGCCAAACUGGGUAAGGGUGCGGGGAUGCCAUGUUUCCUCUGCCCCCAUCCUACAUGUCCGCAUUCUCUGAUAGCCCAAGGUGUUUGUGCUUGUCCGGAGUGCAGUGGUACACUUGUCCUGGAUCCUGUUAGUGCUCCCAAAUGGCGGCUUGACUGUAAUAUGUGCAACUGUCUUGUCUUUCUACCUCAAGGUGCUCACCGGAUCUCAACCACGAAAGAGCGGUGCCCUGACUGUGAGUCUACUAUCGUAGAAGUUGACUUUAAUAAGAAUAACACACCUUUGGCAGAUGGAACUACUUUGUAUGCAGGAUGUAUUCUUUGUGAUGAACUCCUUCAUUCACUGAUUGAGAUGAAGCAUGGGAAAUCUUCUUUUAGGCGUUUUGGAGGAAGAGGUAGGGGAAGGGGAAGGGGAAGAGGAAGAGGACGAGGUGGAAGGAAAAAUGUUGAUCCUAAAAUGAGUUUCCGGGAUUUCUGAGAUACUUAACCUCAUGUAAUUGACAUUAACACUUUUAAAAAAAAUAAAAUAAUCUCUAGUUAGUGAGAAUUUACAGGAUUUAACUUCCUCGAUCAGGGACGCAGUUGUUUGUACUUUGUAGUGUAUGUAAUCUUCUUUUUGUCAAACUUUGUUAAUCUUUUCGGGUUGUUGUUCAUGGGCCAAAACUGAUACUA